AUGCAUGCGGUCCGUCCUUACCAUUUUCUUCGAAACACUCGUUUCGAGUGUCUAUCCUCCAUUAUCACACCUGUCUUCCCUUCCCCCUCCCCUUCCCCCUCCCUCCCCUUCCCCUUCCCCCUCCCUCCCCUUCCCCUUCCCUUUCCCCCCUCCGUUCUUUCCCCGCCCCCAAGAACUGUUCCAUCUUCUCUCCUGCCGUGGUCCGCUUUUCACCUCCUCUCCCCCCUCCCCUCCUCCCCCGCCUCCCCCCCCCCUCUUUCCCCGUCGCUCCCGCCUCGUCCUCCUUUCAACUCCCCCACCCUGCCCCUCCUUCCCCCCAGCUCCUUGCGGUUCCUUUCCCGUGAGAUGCUCUUCGAAACACCACAAACCGUUUUCUCUCCUGCCAUCCCUCGUCCCCGUCGUCCUCUGCCUUUCCUCCUUUCCCCCUUCCACCCUUUUCCUUUCGCCCUUCCCUUUCCCGCCUUCCCCCGUUCCCCCUUUUCCCCUUCCCCCACGGCCCAACCGUUCUCCUGCGCGGACCGCGAACCCCUCCGCGUGCUCGCCUCCGACCGACGAUGCGCGGCGACGGGCAACCUAUCGACCAAUCGCAACGCUCCGUGGCGGCGGUUCGUCCGUGGGGUCAUCGCACCGAACCAAUUUUGGCGCGCUUUAGGCGCGGUGGAGUCGCAGGUGCGCAAGCCAAUCAAGUACACGGUGGGGCUGGCGAAGAGCAAGUCCCCGUGGACGUGGGGCAUCUCCACCAUCGAGCCGCCCAUGAAGAUCUACGUCGGUGACGUGCUCGAGUUCAAGUGGGCGAGUGCCAACACAGUGGACGACGUGGUGCAGCUGUUCUCCAAGGCGGCGUGGACGAACUGCGACCUCUCGUCCAAGGCAGUGCGCGUUGCACCGCAGGCCAAGAAGGCGACGGUGGCGUACAAGAUCCCUGAUAAGUACCGCGGCAUGUGGGUCUACUUCGCUAGCUCCGCUGGGAUCGACUGCGCCAAGGGGCAGAAGUUCAAAGUGUUUGUUAACUAG
Messenger RNA from Closterium sp. Naga37s-1, 1014 nucleotides. The record is from the annotation of a GenBank genome assembly. NCBI's taxonomy places the organism in Eukaryota, Viridiplantae, Streptophyta, Zygnematophyceae, Desmidiales, Closteriaceae.